AUGCCGUCAACCGGAACGUCCGACGACGGCAUUUCCGGUUCGUCGACAAAUGACAACGAUGGUGCGGCAACAACGACGAGCAGCGGGGGCGUGACCUCUUCAAGUGGCACCCUUGGAACCGGCGCUACGGCGUCCAACCUACGGAGUAGUUUAACGACAGAGGGUUCGGACAUUCUGGAUUUUGACCCGACCAACCAACCCAGCCAGUCCGGUGGCACUGUACCACCGGCAUCAACGGUUACCGGUGGCACACUUACCACAGGAUCAGGGGUUCCGGUCACUGGCCAGUCGGAUAACCAAGACGAAGCAACGACUGUUCCCAUAAUGUCAACGACUGGUGGUAACGAUGAUGGUGCAACAAGCGCCGGAGCCGCUACUGGUUUCACCAUAACUACGUCUGAUGGAGGCGAUAAUGAUGUAACUAGUAGCGGAGCCGUCACCGCCACCGUUACUACUUCCGACGGUAACGAUAACGACGUAACCAGCACUGGAGCCGUUACUGGCGCCCCCGUUAUCACAUCCGGUCCUAACGAUAACGAUAUAACCAGUGGCGGAACUGUUACAACAACUGGUGAUAACGAUAUAACCAGUACCGGAAGCAUUACAUCCAAUGGCAACGAUAACGACGUAACCACUGCUGGAACCGUUACUGGCAGCACCGUUAUCACAACUGCCGGCUCAUCAUUUACUGGCCAGUCUGAUAACCAAGAUGGCACAACUCUUGUUUCGCCAAUGACACCAUCGGACAGUAACGAUAACGAUAUAACCAGCGCCGGGUCGACACCGACCACUUCCGGCUCCGAUCAAACAGAUAACAGCGCCACCAACAGCGCAACCGAUAAACCGGACGGUGGCGACUCAAUCGGAUCAUCGCAGCCAUCGACGGGCGAUUCCGAAUCGUCCACAUCCGGGUUCAGCACAACUGCCAGUGGCGAAGACUCAUCCCCGAUAUCUGUCCCUGUAACCGGGCAGUCUGAUGGCGAUGCGACCAGCAUAUCACCACAACCAUCGACAGCCGAUGAUUCAGAUUCAUCCACUUCCGGUUUCAGCACAACGGCGGAUAACGACGGUCCGUCCUCCAUUUCCGGUUCCAGCACAACCAGGGAUAACAACGGCUCAUUGUCCACAUCCGCAACCGAUAAACCUGACGGUUCCGACUCGAAUUCAUCUUCCCAAUCACCAGUUACCGGAGAUUCCAAUGCGUCCGGGGGGUCCACCACUUCCGGUUCCAGCACAACGGGUGGUGACGACGGUCCGUCGACCACAUCCGGAACCGUUAAACCUGACGGUUCCGACUCGAGUGCAUCGUUUCAAACGACAACUACCGAUGACUCCGAUUCUUCUAGUAAAUCAAUGACUUCCGGUUUUACUACUACCGCGGGCAACGACGACUCGCCGACUACCUCUGGAAGUGACCAACCCGAUGGUCAAGAAUCCGGUUCUUCAACACAGACAUCGACGGUUGAUGUGGAUUCCGAUGAAUCCACGACACCCGGCUCAACUACUUCCGGGGAUACGAAUGACCUUUCAACACAACAGUCGUCCAAUCCACAGACCGAUCAAAAUGAAACCGGCGACCCAACCGGACCCAGCACGACAUCCGUUACCGGUUCCGAGACGCAGGACGUCUCCACCACGGAAUCCUCCGACGUCGGUUCCACGUCGCAAGUUCCAUUCACGCCGAGCACGAAUGGCGAGUCGACCAGUACCGCUACGGGAACCUCAUCCGGGAUCUCCGAAGCUAACGGUGACCCGGCAACAGGCUCUGGAGACUCGUCCGCAUCAUCGUCAACGCCAUCAUCCGACCAGAACGAAACCGGCGAAACGACCGGGUUCAGCGUGUCACACAGCGGCUCGGAAACACCGGACGCCACUGCAACAACUACCGGUGCCGGUCAGUCCAGCGAGCCUUCCGGUGAGCAAACCGACUCGCUGACUUCGGUGACGACAACGAGUUCGAACGAAAAUGAUGGAACCAGUGCCAGCGGGAACACCGAGUCGGAAGACAGUAUAACUUCUCCAAAUCCAGCGUCGACGUCCAGCACCGGUGAUACUGAUGGGCCAGACGGCACUUCCACCACAACCGGAAGUGGUUCCUCGACUGCCGGUCAGGAGACUCCCGAUGAACCAAGCACCGGAUCGUCGGCGUUUUCAACUACACCGGAAAUAAAUGAAGCUUCGGACUCAACUUCCAGUGGAAACAGCGAAGGUCCCGAGCCGACCGGAAGUGACACCGACGCCACAUCGCAAACCAAUCAACCCGCGGAAACUUUCGGUACGGAUCCAACCGAUUCGCCAAACGAGCAAACCGACGCACCGACUUCCGCUACCACAGGUGGUUCCCCUACUACCGCAUCCACGGUGCAAUCCACUUCCGGCACCAUCGGGAAGACCGACGCCCCCACUUCACCGGCACCGGCUUCAACAACCGGGUCCCAGGCUGCGUCCACUACACGUGCCUCGUCGGUCGCCUCCUCUGCACCGGCCUCGUCGGCCCCCUCCACCGCGUCGCACCGACCGUCCCGCACCCGCCGCACCACGACGACCACCACCCGCCCACCAAGCCAGAACAACCAGGUGCUGAAUCAGCUGCUGCAGUAUCUGAUGCUGAUGCAAGUUGCAACAGUUUAUGGGGGGACGCGGCGGCUAAACGUGGAAAUAAAUCUUUUUAAGAGCAGAUAUCUGUUCAGCCGUCUGUGA
Paramacrobiotus metropolitanus is the source of this 2700-nucleotide messenger RNA. RefSeq names its product mucin-19-like. The coding region runs from base 1 to 2700 and encodes 899 amino acids. Lineage: Eukaryota; Metazoa; Tardigrada; Eutardigrada; Parachela; Macrobiotidae. The transcript has a single exon. The record is from RefSeq and is a predicted model, not a curated record.